UUGAGACCUAGUAUUUAUACCACAGGCCACAGAUGAUGCUGCAUACCUUAAGUCAACAUAGUGACUUAACUUGGACCAACUCUUCGCUUAUUUCUGGUCUUUUUCUAUGAUGGCUUUCAAAGCUACGCUCUUUUUGCUCACCACUUUUCUUGUGGUUACUUCAAUAGCUGCUUAUGUCGAAGUCCCAGCACACGCUCCUGCUAAGGUUCCGGCUCAUUCACCAGCUAAUCCACCGCCCGUGAAGGCACCAACUCUUGCUCCUCCAGCAAAGCCACCUACUUAUUAUCACGCGCCUCCGCCAAAGGCACACGCCCCCGUGCCCCAACCAUCUCAUGCACCAUCUCAUCAUGCUCCUCCAGCGAAGGCACCAGCUCAUGCACCACCAUCUCAUGCACCAGCUCACGCACCACCAGCUUAUGCACCACAGUCACCCACUUAUUAUCAUGCGCCUCCGCCAAAGGCGCACGCCCCCGUACCCUCACCAUCUCAUCAUGCUCCUCCAGCGAAGGCACCAGCUCAUGCAUCACCAUCUCAUGCACCAGCUCAUGCACCAAAGCCACCCACUUAUCAUCAUGCACCUCCACCAAAGGCACACGCUCCCGUGCCAUCAGUUCAUGAGCCACCCACUUAUGCACCAUCGCCCUCAGUGAAGUCAAAAGAGGAUUGCACCCCCUUAUGUUUUCAGAGAUGCCGCUUAGCUAAAAGUAAGAGAAUGUGCAUGAGAGCAUGCACGGCAUGUUGUGCCCGCUGCAAGUGUGUUCCUCCAGGAACAUAUGGUAACAGGGAAAAAUGUGGCGAGUGCUACAAUGAGACGACCGCUCACGGCCAAAGAUACAAGUGCCCUUAAAAUUAACAGCCUUUAGCCUAUAUCACUUGCUAGUUAUAUUAAUAUUGUCUGUAUCGCAAAGGUGUGAAAAUAAUUUGUUUUCCAAUGUUCUUUCAAUCUUUUUACUACUUCCUGAAGAAAUAAAUUUGUGCUUAUGGUGUUAGGCCAAGUCUUGUAUGCUUGGUGCCUACUAAUUAAUAGUAAAACAUGCAUUCCCAUUUA
Quercus robur (English oak) is the source of this 1048-nucleotide messenger RNA. RefSeq names its product gibberellin-regulated protein 14-like. The coding region runs from base 107 to 847 and encodes 246 amino acids. Lineage: Eukaryota; Viridiplantae; Streptophyta; Magnoliopsida; Fagales; Fagaceae. The record is from RefSeq and is a predicted model, not a curated record. The transcript has 3 exons.